Molecule: messenger RNA, 3565 nt
Organism: Lepisosteus oculatus (spotted gar)
Lineage: Eukaryota; Metazoa; Chordata; Actinopteri; Semionotiformes; Lepisosteidae
Source: RefSeq, a predicted model, not a curated record
CUUGUGGAGCCAAAGGACUCGGGGUUCUACAGCGUAAACUUCAUUGCAGGCCUCCUUUCUACCUCUGCAAUCACCAGGCUGAUAAAUGUGAAGCUCAGAAAUGGGGGCCAGACUGUCAGCAUGCCUGUCCAAAAUGUCAGAACAGAGGCGUGUGUCAUGACACGACAGGGGAAUGUAUCUGUCCUCCCGGCUUCAUGGGCAAGACUUGUGAAAUAGGUUGUGGUGUGGGUCGAUUUGGAAGAACUUGCAAAGAAAUGUGCAAAGAUGGUAGUUGUAAGUCCCUGGUCUUCUGCCUUAGAGAUCCUUAUGGCUGCUCUUGUGCCACAGGAUGGAGAGGACUGACCUGCAAUGAGGCCUGUCCUGAAGGCUAUUAUGGUGCUGAUUGCCAAAUGAAAUGUGAGUGUGGUAGCCAAGGGAGCUGUGACCGUUUCCGGGGCUGUGUCUGCAAGGAUAGACAUGGGACUCACUGCGAGAGAGAAGACGCAGUUCCAGAGGUGAUCAGCAGUCUGAGCGACACAGAGCUGAAUGCUGGGAUAUCCUAUUGGGGUACUUCCUGUGCUGCAACUGGUUACCCUCCUCCAUUGCAUGGGGACAUUGUACUGCAGAAACCUUGCAAAACAAUAGUGAAGCCCAAAGAUACUGAAACCUUGAGCAACCAGUCCACUGCUCACUUCUGGGUGGAAAAAAUAACAUUGCGUGAUUCUGGAAAGUGGAUGUGUCAAGUUAAAACAGCAGCUGGACAGAAAGUAAAAUAUUUUAAGGUCAAUGUCAAAGACUCACCAACACCCCAGUUCCCUCCCUUUUUAAACAACAGUGGACCAUAUCACCUGGUGCUUUCAGUUAACAAGGACCAGUAUAUUGGUGACGGACCUAUAACAUCUGUGAAGCUCCUGUACAAGCAGGCUAAUACAUCAUCAUCAUGGGAGUCUGUCGAAGUGACUGGGCCGCUGGUGAACCUGGACAACCUGACCCCAGUGACGAAGUACAACAUGUGUGUUCGGUUGAGUCGUCCUGGGGAGGGAGGAAUGGGCUUCCCGGGCCCCAUGGCCACCUACUCCACUCUCCAGCUGGAGCUCCUUCCACCAUCAGGAGUUAAACUGGUGCCGGUCAGUCAGACAUCUCUGACCCUCUCCUGGGACGCCACCACCUGGUUGCCGAAAGAGGAGCAUGUCUACCAGGUGGAAUGCAUCCCCAAAUCCGAGCCUGAGCGUGUCCUGCUGAUGAAUGUGCCAGGGAACUCUUCCAGCCUUGAGAUGAAGAAACUGGAGCCCAAGCAGCAUUACCAGUGUAAAGUGCGUCUUAAGUGCAGCUCAGUGGGUCAGUGGAGCCACACAGUGUCGGCAUGGACUCUGAGCAAUGUAAUCCCACCGGCUCCCUCUGACAUCACUACAUGCAACAUCACUGACUCCUCUGCUGUCAUAUCAUGGACACUAAAGGAAGGGAACUCCAUCUCCACAGUCAUCAUCCGCUACAAGGACAGCAGUUCAGAGGACUACUGCCAGCAGACUGAGAUCAACAUGCAAGAACAUACGGCCACACAUUUCCAGCUCAGGGGCCUGAAGUCAGAUACAUCUUAUUUGGUUGAAAUCUGGGCAAGGAAUAACAUUGGAGAAAGCACGAACAACCCUAGACUCAACAUCAGAACUGCAAAACAGCCCGAAAGCUCCAAGUUCUUUGGCUUUGGGAAUGAGGGCAACAUGCUGCUCAUUGCCAUCCUGGGAUCUGCAGGGAUGACCUGCUUAACCAUCCUGCUGUCUUUCCUCCUGGUGCUGCAGCUCAGGAGAGCGACCUUCCAGCGCAGAAUGGUCCAGGCCUUCCAGAAUGUCGUGAGAGAAGAGCCUGCGGUCCAGUUCAGCUCUGGGUCUCUCAACAUGCCUAAGAAGCCCAAGAGCAGGUCAGAGCCUGUGGUCUACCCCACCCUAGAGUGGAACGACAUCAAGUUCCAGGAUGUUAUAGGGGAGGGGAAUUUCGGCCAGGUCUUGAAGGCGCGUAUCAAAAAAGAUGGAUUAAGAAUGGAUGCCGCCAUCAAACGAAUGAAAGAAUAUGCUUCUAAAGAUGAUCACAGAGACUUUGCUGGCGAACUGGAAGUGCUGUGCAAACUUGGACAUCACCCCAAUAUCAUCAACUUACUGGGUGCCUGCGAACACAGAGGAUACCUGUACCUGGCUAUUGAAUAUGCCCCCCAUGGUAACCUCCUGGACUUCCUGAGAAAGAGCAGAGUCCUGGAGACAGAUCCGGCCUUUGCCAUUGCAAACAGCACCGCCUCCACCCUGUCCUCUCAGCAGCUCCUGCACUUUGCAGCGGAUGUGGCCAGGGGCAUGGACUAUCUCAGCCAGAAGCAGUUUAUCCACAGAGACUUAGCUGCAAGGAACAUCCUGGUGGGAGAGAACUUUGUGGCAAAGAUAGCAGACUUUGGUCUGUCUAGAGGCCAGGAGGUUUAUGUGAAAAAGACAAUGGGGAGACUGCCAGUUAGAUGGAUGGCUAUUGAAUCACUGAAUUACAGCGUUUACACCUCUAACAGUGAUGUAUGGUCCUAUGGAGUGCUACUGUGGGAGAUUGUGAGCUUAGGUGGCACCCCGUACUGUGGUAUGACCUGUGCAGAACUGUAUGAGAAGCUUCCACAGGGAUAUAGGCUGGAGAAGCCUCUCAACUGUGACGAUGAAGUAUAUGACCUGAUGAGACAGUGCUGGCGUGAGAAGCCCUAUGAAAGGCCAUCAUUUGCACAGAUCUUGGUAGCUCUGAACAGAAUGCUUGAGGAAAGAAAGACCUAUGUCAAUACCACUCUGUAUGAAAAGUUCACCUAUGCAGGGAUUGAUUGCUCAGCAGAGGAAGCAGGAUAAAAGAAAAGAAAAAAGGAAGUCUGGGCUUCAGGUGUAUCCUCUAUGUACUAUAGCAUGCCUGAAUUUAAGCAGUCCUAAGCUUGGGUUAGUAAAGUAGUAUUUUGCACACAUUGUGUGGAGUUUUUCCAUUUAUGCUUUGAACUGGAUAUAAGUCCUCCCAACUUUAAGCUUUGUGGAAAAAUAUCAUAAUGUUGCAAGGUAUUUGCAUGAAAUGUGUGCAUACUGAGGGCAGCAAAAUCUUUGCUUUUCAUUUUUACUGUGUUGUGUGCAACAAUGACAUUAUCUUUAGCUGGGUGAAAACACAAGGUGUGAUUAAUACAGGAGACAGUGCAUUCAGAUCUGGAUUCCACAGUGUGCACAUCACUCCUCUUGCUGAAUUAUUUGUUAAAUCUCUUGAGUCUUCCGAGGCUACACUGUGUGCAAAACAGUGAAGGUAAAAACGUGGUGACCCUUCAGGCAAUGAAAUCAGACCCUGACUUUCAGAGAAGAGUCUAUGGCAGAAAACAGGUGGACAUUGGAAACCCAAGAUUGAGAUUUGUUAGGAAUGUAGACUUGAUCUGGGUCAUUAUUCCACAAACCUUAUGAAGUAUGUUUUGUAGAUGCACACUAAAAAAACACAUGAUUUUGAUACUUCUAUGAAAAGCACAACUUUGUAACUGCUCAUUACAAAAGUACCUGUACAUACAGUACAUGUUAUUUCAUAUUAAAAGAGUAUUUAUACUUAA